GUGAUACCCGCUUGCGUCAAUUUGUAGGCUCUUUGACCUUAACGAAGAAGCCCUUUUAAUCGACACUGGAAAGUUGUAUAAUAAAAACAAGGCGAACCAAAGGACCUUCAUCUGGGGCAUAGUCCUGUGUCCGGAGGGCUUUGUUCUCAUACCAUAACCAUCAACAUCAACUGUGUUGCGGAGGAACGAUGUUUUCGCUUUCGCCACAACAGAUGAUAUUGCCCCUGAGCCAGCUCGCCAAUGCGAUCCAUUCCCUGAAGAGUGCGGCUAGUUCGGCGGUCACAGCGUCUGUGCAGAACCUGCAGAGUGUCCCAGCUCCAGAGAACGACCUCCUGCCGAGAGAUCCCAGUGUGAGCCUGAAGGAUGUGGGUCUGUCUGAGUUCGGGGCUGGUCAGCUGGAGGAGCUGGUCAGCAGGUUACUGCCCUGCCUGGGGCCGCUGGAGGCCCCCUCCUGCUCUUCCCCGUGGAGGACCUCUCACGCUUCCGCAAAAUCCUUCUUCCACAACAAGCACGGGUUUACUCAGAGAACGGCUGGCUCGGCGGUAUUCCACAGACAACCGCACAGCCCUCUGCAGUCACUCUGCACACAGCUGGACUAUUUACCAGCAGGCGUCCAGAGUCGUGGGUUCAAGACCCUGAAGUCGAGCACCAGGCGGAGGGACCCCGCCUCCCAGGCCCCCUCAGAACCGGAGAGCUACACCCCAGCCUUCAUGAAGAGUCUCCUGGGCAGAGAGAAGGGCACCGAGGCCCAGACGGUGGACCAGCUGAUGAAGCAGAAGAACCUCCCUGAGGCCCAGCAGGAGGCCUUCAAGACGGGCUUCACCGAGGGCUUCAUGAAGUCCCAGGCCUACUCCCAGAGGACUCCAGAAUCUGUGAGGCGGACCCGGUUGAUCUUGUUGGUGCUGCUGGGGGCGGGCCUGUACGGUCUGUUCAGGUCGCCCUUCCUCUCCGUGAGGUUCCGAGCCACCUCGGGCCUGGACUCGGCCGUGGACCCGGUCCAGGUGAAGAACGUGACCUUUGACCACGUGAAGGGCGUGGACGAGGCCAAGAACGAGCUGCAGGAUGUCGUGGAGUUCCUCAGGAACCCCCAGAAGUUCACCGUUCUGGGGGGCAAGCUGCCCAAAGGCGUCCUGCUGGUGGGACCCCCGGGCACCGGGAAGACCCUGCUGGCGCGCGCCGUGGCCGGGGAGGCCGACGUCCCCUUCUACUACGCCUCGGGGUCGGAGUUCGACGAGAUGUUUGUGGGCGUGGGCGCCAGCCGCAUCAGGAACCUCUUCAAGGAGGCGAAGGCAAGCGCCCCGUGUGUGAUCUUCAUCGAUGAGCUGGACAGUGUGGGGGGGAAGAGGAUUGAGUCCCCCAUGCACCCCUACUCCAGACAGACCAUCAACCAGCUGCUGGCUGAGAUGGACGGGUUCAAACCAAACGAAGGAGUCAUUGUUAUCGGUGCUACAAAUUUUGCAGAAGCUUUGGACAGUGCUCUGGUGAGGCCCGGGCGGUUCGACAUGCAGGUCACCGUCCCCCGACCCGAUGUCAAAGGUCGCACGGAGAUCCUCAACUGGUACCUGUCCAAGAUCAAGGUGGACCCUGCGGUUGAGGCGGGGAUCAUAGCGCGCGGCACGGUGGGCUUCACGGGGGCGGAGCUGGAGAACCUGGUGAACCAGGCGGCGCUGAAGGCGGCCGUGGACCUGAGGGAGCGCGUCACCAUGAGGGAGCUGGAGUUCGCCAAGGACAAGAUCCUCAUGGGUCCGGAGAGGCGCAGCGUGGACAUCGACAAGAAGAACAAGGAGAUCACGGCCUACCACGAGUCGGGGCACGCCAUCGUGGCGUACUACACCAAGGACGCCAUGCCCAUCAACAAGGCCACCAUCAUGCCCCGCGGACCCACCCUCGGACACGUGUCCAUGCUGCCGGAGAACGACCGGUGGAGCGAGACGCGGGCCCAGCUCCUGGCCCAGAUGGACGUCAGCAUGGGGGGCCGCGUGGCCGAGGAGCUCAUCUUCGGAGACGAGUACAUCACCACGGGUGCUUCCAGUGACUUUGACGGUGCCACCAAAAUAGCCAAGAUGAUGGUGACCCGCUUUGGGAUGAGUGACAAGCUGGGGGUCAUGACCUACAACGACCUGACCAAGCAGAGCCCCGAGACCCAGGCCGCCGUGGAACAGGAAGUGCGCGUCCUUCUGAAGGACUCGUACGAGAGGGCCAGGACCCUCCUGAAGACCUACAGCCAGGAGCACGAGAACCUGGCGGGGGCGCUGCUCCGCCACGAGACCCUCGACGCCAAGGAGAUCCGGCUGGUCCUGGAGGGCAAGGUGCUGGAGCACUGAACCCCCCCCCCCCCCACACACACACACACAAUCUGCUUCCUUUUACGGAAUCAUCCCCUAUGCUACAUGGUCUUUAGUCAGUUUGUUAUUUUAUUUUCUAUUUCUGUUGUCGGAGAUAACCUAACAGACUAUUAUUAAUAUUAUUAUUAUUAUGUUUUAUUCUGGAACUUUGAUUAAAGGGGCCCUCAUUUUAUCACCAGGUGUGAUGUUGGUUCGUCAUUACAAGGAAUUUUGAAAACUACCCAGCAUCUCUUUGGGUGGACACUCCCACAUGUGAUGUCACUAGUGGAUGGAUUCUGAAACGGCUCGUAAUGAUCAGCCAUUGAUGAACCUUACAGCUGGUGUAAGGUUCAGCAAUUUUAAACCCCUGAGUUGUACUUGGAAGACGAACACUUGUUUUGGUUAAUAACUGAAAUUGUCAGUUAUGUGUAAACCUUGAACAAUUUACAUUAUGUUAAUAUAUAGACUGCAAACCAAUGUUAUCUUGCCAGUCCAAUGAUUGUCGACAUGCCACCAUAUUUUUAGAAGUUAAAGAACGCGUUUUACCAAAUAGCUGCAGCAAAAAUUUGACUCUACUUGUGACCUUCAUAUUUUAGUUAGUGUUUUAUUUUCCUCGGUUCAGCAGCAUCUGCUGUUAUUCGAUGUCCUUUGUAUUUAUACGUGCCCAAAGUGUGUCUUUUAUUUUUCUCCUUCUUGCAUCGUGUGCAGCUACCCAAAGCUGAGCGAGAAGGGGUGUAUAUACUGUACCUGCGUGGAUAGGAAUCGGCCCUGUGCUUGUUUUUGUCUCCUAAAAUAGGAAACAAGGUGCUGUGUCGAAUAUCAAUAAAGGUUUUUAAACAUG
Messenger RNA from Gadus macrocephalus (Pacific cod), 3165 nucleotides. Its product is annotated as ATP-dependent zinc metalloprotease YME1L1-like. Gene Ontology annotation, biological process: protein quality control for misfolded or incompletely synthesized proteins; mitochondrion organization. The coding region runs from base 189 to 2324 and encodes 711 amino acids. Gene Ontology annotation, molecular function: metalloendopeptidase activity; ATP binding; ATP hydrolysis activity. The record is from RefSeq and is a predicted model, not a curated record. The transcript has 18 exons. Gene Ontology annotation, cellular component: mitochondrial inner membrane. Lineage: Eukaryota; Metazoa; Chordata; Actinopteri; Gadiformes; Gadidae.